AUGGCGUCCGUGACAACGUCUGCGCAAGCGGUGGCGAGAAUCGCCUAUGUUGCGAGCGAUGUUGUCCUCUCUGUCCAGCCUUCUCUCCAGGCUGAUUCGCUCUUCUCCAACACAUUGCAUACCCUAGCAAAGGAAGAUGCUCCUAGCGUCCUCCUGAAGGGUUCACCAGAGGUCCGAGCAGUCCGCUUCAAUGAAGAUCCCCUUCUCUCGGCUUUCACCCCGGUGCAGUCGGGCAAGCUUGUCACCAUUACGACCUCUUCAUCCGUGCUCUUGACAUCGAUUCCCCAUCUCUACCGUCUUGCUAGCCAUCCAGUGGUGAUUCAUGUGGCCGUUGAAUCCUCGCCAUUCUCAGACUUUUCUGCUAUCAGUUCCAUACGCCAGUGUGGAUUCACUUUCCUUCAGUCAGAAACCUUGCAGGAAGGUCAAGAUAUUGCCUUGACUGCCCAUGCCCUGGCUCUCAAAUCUGGAAAGGGUGUCAUUCACUUUUUCGACCCGGCAAACUCUGCAACCGACGAUGCCAUUCUCCCAGAGGAUCACGAUGUUGUGAAGAAAGUCUUGAACGUGGAUGCUAUUAGACCGUCGCACACUCGCCCGGCCGAAGACGAGACAUUAUAUGCUGACUCGGGUCGGCUGGCAACAGUGCCUGAAGAUGUUGUUGAAAGAGUCUCGAGAACGGAGACAGCUCCCGCUGAUCAGCUCACAUCCACCGUCGCAUCUGCCUUUACUUCUCAGGAUACCUCGUCAGUGGGAUCUUCCCGUCGAGACAGCAGCAUUGACAGCCACGCCAUGAGCUCAGCUGCCACCACUGUCGAUGGUUCUGGCGUUAGACCAGUCAAUUCCGCCGAUAUUUUCGAGUGGGCUGCCAAUAUCUGGAGCACCCUUGGGGAGAGCGUGGGUCGAAAUUACCGAGCCAUCGAGUAUACUGGCCCGGAAAAUGCUAGCUCUGCUAUCUACAUCUUUGGAUCUACAGGCGUGUUUGUGGAUGCUUUGAGCAAGAACGGCGGUAUCGCCGACCUGGAGAAUGUUGGAAUUAUCACUGCUCGCCUCUAUCGCCCUUGGGUAGGAAGUUUGAUUUCAAACCAGAUUCCACGAUCAAUUGAGCGCAUCGCAGUUUUGGAACAGGUCAAAAAGACUACCAGAUGGGGUCCGUCUUUCUUGGAUCUGCUGUCCAGCUUAACAGCAGGCCCCGGCCAAGCCCGCCCUCCUCGCCUUGUUGGAUACCGCCUCGGUCACGUUGAGUCGGCUACAGUCGUGCAGGCGCUGCGCGGUAUAUUGCAGAACCUGCAAUCCGAUUCUCCCAUUCAGAACCUUGAGGUUGGAAGCCACCAGGAGGCCUCGGUUCAAAAGGGCCUCGAGCAACCCGCCAUCGAAAAUGCCUACACUAAGAUCCUGGAUCAACUAUUCAGUAAGCGUCUCUAUGUUGCAAACCAGCUGGCUGCAAGCAACGCUGGAAUUUCCGCAACAAUUGCUGCUACCCCUGAAUAUGGAUUCGGAUCUUUGAUCGCGAGAUCAGAGCACCGGGAACGCUUUAUCGGUGAAGUCGAACAGGCCGCUAAAUCGAAAACAUUUGCCACCGACAGACCGCAAACUUGGCUCUCUAAGUGGGCUUUGAAUGCUCGUGACACUGUCAAAGCCAACAGUAUCGCUGAAGAUGUCAUUGGCCGUCUGACGAUGGAUGGAUCCAAACUUGCGAGAACCCUGCUGGAGGACCAGAAACUUUUCUACAAGGAAUCGCAGUGGCUGAUCGGCUCUGAUGCUUGGGCUUCCGAUCUCGGCAACUCUGGUGUUCACCACGUUCUUGCAUCCGGAGCCAAUGUCAACAUGCUCAUCAUCGACUCCCAGCCAUACUCAGAGCAUGCGGCCGCCGAUGCAACUCGCAGAAAGAAGGACAUUGGUCUUUACGCCAUGAACUUUGGCAAUGCUUAUGUUGCUUCAGUUGCCGUGUACGGUUCUUAUACCCAAGUCUUGCAGGCAAUGGCCGAGGCUGACCAACACGAGGGUCCCUCGGUUGUCCUUGCCUAUCUGCCCUACAACAAGGAAAACGACUCCCCAUUGACUGUCCUUCAAGAAACCAAAAAGGCUGUGGAUAUUGGCUACUGGCCGCUUUACCGAUGGAACCCGAGCAGUGACGAUGGCGAGCCCAAGUUUUCGCUUGAUUCCGAGCGCAUCAAGCGUGAGCUUGAGGAAUUCCUUCGCCGCGACAAUCAGCUGACCCAGCUUAUGCGCCGCCACCCUAAGUUCGCUAACAACCUUUCCGAGUCCUACGGAUCUGAAGUUCGUGCUCUACAAAAACGCAAGGCCAAGGACUCAUACGAGAAAUUGCUCGAAGGACUUUUCGGCGCUCCUCUUACAAUUCUCUUCGCUUCCGACAAUGGUAACGCUGCAAACAUUGCCAAUCGUCUAGGCAACCGUGGUCGUCUCAGGGGCCUCAAGACUAUCGUGAUGGCAAUGGAUGAUUAUCCUAUUGAAGACCUUGCUACUGAGGAGAAUAUCGUCCUCAUCUCGAGUACUGCAGGCCAAGGUGAAUUCCCUCAAAACGGCCGCGCCUUCUGGGACGUUAUCAAGAACUCGGGUGAUCUCGACCUCUCUUCCAUUAAAUAUUCCAUUUUCGGUCUCGGUGAUAGCCAUUAUUGGCCCCGCAAGCAAGACAAGAUCUAUUACAACAAGCCCGGCAAAGAUCUUGAUGCAAGAAUCUCCUUUUUGGGUGGCCGCAAGCUUACCGACAUUGGACUUGGUGAUGACCAAGACCCAGAUGCUUUCCAGACUGGUUACGCCGAGUGGGAGCCUCGUCUUUGGCAAGCUUUGGGUGUGGAUAACGUUGAGGGUCUGCCUGAUGAGCCUCCCCCAUUGACAAACGAGGAUAUCAAGAUUGCUUCCAACUAUCUGAGAGGAACCAUUGCCGAGGGUCUUUUGGACGAGAGCACCGGCGCCAUCUCCGCAAGCGACUCGCAACUCACCAAGUUCCACGGAACCUAUAUGCAAGAUGACCGUGACUUGCGCGAUGAACGCAAGGCUCAGGGUCUCGAGCCUGCCUACUCUUUCAUGAUCCGUUGUCGUCUCCCCGGUGGUGUCGCUACUCCUAACCAGUGGCUGCAAAUGGAUGCCAUCAGCAGCGCUCACGGAAACGAGACAAUGAAGCUCACGACUCGUCAGACAUUCCAGUUCCACGGUGUCAUCAAGAGCAAGCUCCGAUCUGCAAUGCGCGCUAUCAACAAGUCUUUGAUGACCACCAUUGCGGCCUGCGGUGAUGUGAACCGUAACGUCAUGUGCAGCUCCCUUCCAGAGCUCUCUGGAUACCACAGAGAAGUUCACGCCAUCUCGCAAAAGAUCUCGGAUCAUCUGCUUCCUUCUACCACGGCCUACCACGAGAUUUGGCUAAAGGAUGAGGACGACAAGAAGGUGCUUGUCGCCGGAGAUGCGGUUCAGGAUCACGAGCCUUUGUACGGUCCUACCUACCUUCCUCGUAAAUUCAAAAUCACAAUUGCCAUUCCGCCUCACAACGACACUGAUGUCUAUGCCCAUGACGUCGGACUUAUCGCGAUCAAGGGUGCUGAUGGGCACUUGGAAGGCUUUAACAUCCUUGCUGGUGGUGGUAUGGGUGUGACUCACAACAAUAAGAAGACAUAUCCUCGCGCUGGCUCUAUGUUCGGAUUUGUCCCUGCUAACCAGGCACACAUUAUUUGUGAGAAGAUCAUGCUUGUUCAGCGUGACUUUGGUGACCGUAAGAACCGAAAGCACGCUCGUCUAAAGUACACAAUCGACGACAUGGGCGUUGACGUUUUCAAGGGCAAAGUGGAGGAACUCCUUCCUGCUGGUGUUUCCUUCGCCGAGCCUCGUCCUUUCAAGUUUGCUUCCAACGUUGACACUUUUGGCUGGCAAAAAGAUGAGACGGGUCUUAACCACUUUACCUUUUUCAUUGAGAAUGGCCGUAUCGAAGACACUGCCGACUUCUCCAUGCGAACCGGCUUGCGCGAACUUGCCAAGCUUGACAAGGGUGAAUUCCGUUUGACCGGUAACCAGCACUUGAUCAUAUCGAACAUCAAGGAUUCGGAUCUCCCCGAGAUCAAGACCCUACUGGCCAAGUACAAGCUUGACAACACCGCUUUCUCGGGUCUUCGUCUCUCUUCUUCGGCAUGUGUCGCUUUCCCUACCUGUGGCCUCGCCAUGGCCGAGUCGGAACGUUACCUGCCCGAGCUCAUCAACAAACUCGAAUCGACCCUCGAAAAGAACGGCCUGUCAAAGGAAAGCAUCGUGAUGAGAAUGACCGGCUGCCCCAACGGCUGUGCGCGCCCCUGGCUCGCCGAAGUCGCGUUUGUCGGCAAGGCCUAUGGCGCUUACAACAUGUACCUCGGUGGCGGUUACCACGGACAGCGUCUGAACAAGCUGUACCGGUCUUCCAUCAAGGAGGACGAGAUUCUCGAUAUCAUGAAGGAUCUCCUCAGGAGAUACUCUCUCGAGCGCAAGACUGAUGGCGAGAUUCCUGAGCGAUUUGGCGAUUGGUGUAUCCGCGCCGGAGUCAUCAACGAGACGACCGAGGGCAAGAAUUUCCAUGACAACACUGGCGAAGAGGAAGAAGAUGAAGAAUAG
Molecule: messenger RNA, 4587 nt
Organism: Talaromyces rugulosus
Lineage: Eukaryota; Fungi; Ascomycota; Eurotiomycetes; Eurotiales; Trichocomaceae
Exons: 4
Coding region: 1-4587 (1528 amino acids)
Biological process (GO): sulfate assimilation
Cellular component (GO): sulfite reductase complex (NADPH)
Molecular function (GO): iron-sulfur cluster binding; FMN binding; heme binding
Source: RefSeq, a predicted model, not a curated record